Physcomitrium patens is the source of this 1707-nucleotide messenger RNA. Its product is annotated as inositol-tetrakisphosphate 1-kinase 1. NCBI's taxonomy places the organism in Eukaryota, Viridiplantae, Streptophyta, Bryopsida, Funariales, Funariaceae. The record is from RefSeq and is a predicted model, not a curated record. Gene Ontology annotation, cellular component: cytoplasm. Gene Ontology annotation, biological process: inositol trisphosphate metabolic process. Gene Ontology annotation, molecular function: inositol-3,4,5,6-tetrakisphosphate 1-kinase activity; magnesium ion binding; ATP binding.
AAGGCCGCAUUUGCUUCGCAUCCUGGGAGCUAAUAUAAGAGCGGUGUGGGCAGCCCCAUGGUGGCCACAUCGCACCGGUGGUUGGCAGAUGGAGCCACAGGCCUUGGGUGCAGUGAUGCACAGCAUUCAGUGGCGGCAUUCAUGGCAAGGUAAAAGCUUCAUGGGUUGACUUAGCUUUAUAUAAUUACACGCUGGAGUGCAUUGUGUGUAUGUGUGCGUGUGUGUGUGCCGAGACGCGGUGACAGCGAGAAGGGAACCCCUAACAACGUUGACGAUGCGAAAGGGAGGUGGAGGAAGAAUCAGCGGAUGAGAUACUGGUUGUGGAUUCGUCACGCGUAGAUUUCAUUCCUGGGUAUCUGCCGUGCCUUCCGAGCCUGUUGUGGUUGACUCUGUUGGAUUGGGUCGUAUACAAGAGUGCUUCUGGGCUGAAGAGAGAGCUUUCAGACUCUCCUCUUUCAUUUCGCUGGUGAAGCUUGUUGUGGAGGGAUUCUGUUCACAUCAUCGGACAGUGGGUUUUUUUAAUCAGGUUUUUCCUGUUGCCAUGUCGUCAGCGGAGGAAGCUUUCGUGGUAGGGUAUGCGCUCGCCGAGAAGAAGGUGACGAGCUUUUUGACACCCUCACUAAUCGAGCAUGCGAGGAGCAAGGGCGUCAACUUGGUGGCUGUGGACAUGAAGAAGCCCUUAGAGGAGCAGGGUCCUUUCGAUGCAAUCAUCCACAAGCACGGGGGCGACAGUUGGACCCAGGAGCUGGUCGAGUACAAGGAUCGCCACCCAAGUGUCAUUCUAAUCGACCCCCCCGCAUCCAUUGAGAAGCUUCUGCAUCGCGUUACCAUGCUGGAAGCUGUAGCUCACAUCAAAGUCACCGAAGGGCUGGGGACCGUCGGCAUUCCCAAGCAACUCAUUGUUGACAGUGAGGAAAUGCUCAACGACGACAAAGCAAUUGCGGAACUGACAUUCCCUGUUAUAUCCAAGCCCAUGGUCGCAGAUGGCAGUGCAACCUCACACGCCAUGUACCUUCUCUUCAACUCCAAAGGUCUCCACAAAUUGAAGCCUCCGAUGGUGCUCCAAGAAUUUAUCAACCACGGAGGGGUUAUCUUCAAAGUCUAUGUUGCUGGUAAGUACGUUCAAUGCGUUCGACGCCAUUCGCUCCCCGAUGUGCACGAAGACCAAGUAGCUAGCGCCGAGGAGCCCUUGCCUUUCGCUCAAAUCUCCAACGCGGUUUCGGGUGCGACCAUGGGCGACAAUGUGACCAAGGCGGAGCUUCCUCCUAAGGAGUUCAUCGCAGAUGUGGCGAAGGGAUUGCGGGAGAAUCUCGGACUGAACCUCUUCAACUUCGAUGUGAUCAAAGACUCCGGGGCUGGCAACCAUUACUACGUGAUAGACAUCAACUACUUCCCUGGGUAUGCUAAAAUGCCGGAUUUUGAGACCGUGCUUACUGAUUUUCUGCUUGAACUUCGGCAUGAGAAAUCCUCCACAAGUACUCCUGCUGCCGACUCCUUAGCUGACUCAAUUGCCAGCAACCUUGAUGUCUCCGUGGAAGAGGCAUAAAGGAUAAAUCCUUAAGGCCUAACGAAGAUGCGGCGUGAAGUUAGGCAUCUAGCUGACCGCAAGUUGGGACCGGUCUAUUGCCGAAUUUCAGCAAGCUGUGGAAUCGUUUAUGGUUCAUUACAGUAAUAUUGUGAAAUAAAUUCUGUCACGUAUUCAUGUAA